Molecule: messenger RNA, 357 nt
Organism: Closterium sp. Naga37s-1
Lineage: Eukaryota; Viridiplantae; Streptophyta; Zygnematophyceae; Desmidiales; Closteriaceae
Source: the annotation of a GenBank genome assembly
AGAGUUUGCGAGUCGCGGAGCGACAGUGUACGCGACAGCUCGGCGACUCGAUGCGAUGGGCGGGCUGUCAGAGCUGGGCGUUCGACUGCUCCCGCUAGACGUCACUUGCAUUGAAUCCGUGAAGGAAGCGAUCGCGCGUGUGAUGUCGGAGUGUGACUGUAUCGAUGUGCUGGUGAACAAUGCGGGAUUCGGCGCUCCGUCUCCAGUUGCUGAAAUUCCCCUCGAUAGAUUGCGAUUAGUUUACGAAACAAAUGUUUUUGGCGCUGUAGCGCUUUCGCAAGCAGUGUUUCCGCACAUGGCGAAACACGGUAGUGGAACCAUCAUCAACAUGUCAUCUGUCAGCAGCUACACUCACCG